Messenger RNA from Dalotia coriaria, 2174 nucleotides. Its product is annotated as UDP-glycosyltransferase UGT5. Bases 389 to 1966 code for a protein of 525 amino acids. The record is from RefSeq and is a predicted model, not a curated record. NCBI's taxonomy places the organism in Eukaryota, Metazoa, Arthropoda, Insecta, Coleoptera, Staphylinidae. Gene Ontology annotation, molecular function: UDP-glycosyltransferase activity. The transcript has 5 exons.
CGAAGUGACCAUACUCCGGGUCGAUUCACGUUCGCUUUUCGUUCGGCAAAAGUCUGCCGCCGCACACUGAACAUACCUCACUUAAAUCUAUAUUAAACCGCGACUUCGACCGCGACUCGGCGACUCUAAUAAUUAACUUUUACUUGUGCAGUGCGUCAAGUGUGUAAAUAAACAAAUCGUGCUCGAUUACAACUCGCUAAACACAAGAAAAAAAUGAUUUUUUCUUAAAACCAAGCAAAAUGUCAUGCAUUAGUUAGUGAAAUUUGCGCUGGAAGUUUUAUCACUUUUCGAUGUAACUAGUGAUUACGCCGAAAACAUCGAUUUGUGUUCAUUUCAUUAUUCGGUUGUGGAUUACGUGAUUACUUUUCGCCGAGAGUAGUUAUUAGACAUGGCGACCAAAAGAAUACUUCUAUUUUCUACAUUGGCCGUCAUAAACCUAUGUAAUUGUGCAAAUAUACUGAUGAUAACCCUCGGAGGCACAAAAUCACACAAAAUCCCAUUUUGGGAAUUAGCGCGAGGGUUGACUCCAAGAGGGCACAACAUCACAUUCAUCAGUGCAUUCCCACCUGACUUCUACCUCAGUGGUUUAGAGGAGAUAACACCAGCUGGUUUAGUUUUUUACGUGAAAAACUUUACAAACUGGGACUUAGUUGGUGCCCGGAUGCGAGGCGAGGAACCAGUCCAUCCUAUAGAUGUCCUACAAUAUCCCUACAAGGCUUGUGAGGAAUUGUACGCUGACCCAGAAACCAAAGCGUUUCUAUACUCCAAGCCCAGUUUUGAUUUAGUGGUAAUGGAUGGAGCCUUUCCGGAAUGCAGUAAUGCGUUGGCGUACCACUUCAAGGUGCCAUACAUGCACAUCAAUACUGUAGCAUUCUACACAUUUUCACUAUCAAUGGCUGGCAAUCCAUCACCGGUAUCAAUGACUCCUUUUGUAUCACUUCCAUACUCUGAUUCGAUGAAUGUUUUCCAACGUACCAUCAAUACUUUGAUGACUUCCGGAAUGGGUCUCCUACAUACAGCGUGUAUCCGAUUAUUUCUGCAACCAGUUCUACGUAAACAUUUUGGAAAAGAUAUUCCUGAUACUUAUGAUAUGAACCGUAACGUCUCUUUUGUGUUACAAAAUGGCCACGCGACAGUAACCUAUCCACGUCCGUAUCUACCCAACGUCGCGGAAAUUGCGUGCAUCCACUGCAAACCAGCCAAGAAAUUACCACACGAUUUGGAACACUUUAUAAAUGGUAGUGGCGAUGCUGGUUUUAUUUAUGUGAGUAUGGGUUCUUCCGUACGGGCAGCCAACAUGCCGGAAUAUCUCCGGAGAAUGUUUUUGUAUGUCUUCCGCCAGUUACCGCAACGGGUUCUUUGGAAAUGGGAAGCUGAUGAUCAAAUGCCUGAUUUGCCUGAUAACGUUAUGUUGGGACAAUGGCUACCUCAACAGGAUAUUUUAGGACAUCCAAAAAUCAAAGCAUUUGUAACUCAUGGCGGUUUACUGAGUAUGUUCGAAACUGUUUACCAUGGAGUCCCAGUUGUGACAAUGCCGGUCUUCUGUGAUCAUGACACAAACGCAGCGAAAGCAGAAAUUGAUGGAUAUGCGUUAAAAAUAGAACUGGCUACGUUAACACCAGAAUCAUUACUUUGGGCAAUCAAAAAAGUGAUGCAUGACCCAAAAUACAAACGAGAAGUCCUACGAAGGCAAUAUUUACUCAAAGACCAGAAGGAAACUGCUUUGGAACGUGGUGUUUACUGGACUGAAUAUGUCCUUCGUCAUAAAGGUGCCUUUCAUUUACAAUCGGCAUCUAAAGACCUCAAUUACGUUCAGUAUUACCUCUUGGACGUAAUCGCCAUUUUGGUUUUAUGCGCGUACGCUCUCUACCUGUGUACAAAGUGGACCUUGAAAUUAACGUAUAGACUUCUAGUAGGUAACCUGAACUGUGUGUAUACUACCAAGAAGAAUAACAAAUUGGAGUGAGAUGAACAAUACUUGCCUAAAGAUGUAAAUUUUUUGCUGUUGUGUGUGUGUAUGAUGUGUUGAUGUGUCACUACGAGAGUUGUACAUUUAGGUGUCCCAAUAAUAUUUUAAGACUAGUUAGGUAUUUUUAUUUAAUUAGCUGUUUAGAAUCUAAUAUUGAUCUGUAUCUUACUAGUAGUUAAAAUAUAUACGAAUGUAACAGCAACAA